Messenger RNA from Paramisgurnus dabryanus, 5808 nucleotides. It is a transcript of the gene znf654, whose product is annotated as zinc finger protein 654. Gene Ontology annotation, biological process: regulation of transcription by RNA polymerase II. Lineage: Eukaryota; Metazoa; Chordata; Actinopteri; Cypriniformes; Cobitidae. Gene Ontology annotation, cellular component: nucleus. The record is from RefSeq and is a predicted model, not a curated record. Gene Ontology annotation, molecular function: DNA-binding transcription factor activity, RNA polymerase II-specific; DNA binding.
UUUUCUCGCAUUUGAGGUCGGUUGUACGCGCUGAGUUAGACAAGCGGUAUGGCGGAAGAAGAUAGUGAAUUGGAGUUAGACACGUUUAAGAAAGAAUUGGAUUGUUUGUUAAAUAGUAGCGCAAGGGAUGAACGCGGACUCCAGAGCAAGACCUACUGUGAAAGAUUUUGUAAGUUGGUUUUGGAGCAAACAGGACGAUGGCAGGUGCCUCUUCCCCAGCUUCAGUUGUUGCGGAAUGCACUGUGCUCUUUUGUUCAGGGUGCAGCAUUUUUCCCACCAGAAUGUGAGCAUGUGCGAUACACGCUGAGUAGCCUGGCCCUGAGUGUCUUUGAACUACUGUUGUUCUUUGGAAGAGAUGAAUUUAUUGAGCAUCCUUUAAAAGACAUUCUAGACUCAUUUCAGGACUGCUACGCAAGCCUGGUAAGGCACCAGAAUGUUUACCUUUUGCAGGUUAGACAUAUUGUUAAAGAUGGAGGUCCUUGGGCAAACCCUGUACUUCAGGCUAUUCUCAAGAAUUCUGAACUACCACAAGAGGACGUGGACCGAUAUCUGAACUCUGAAGUGUCCAUUUUCUUUGAGCUACGUGUACGUUACCUUGUAGCCUGUGAGAGACUUUCAGAGGCCAUUGCACUGGCGAAGAGAUGCUGCCAACACCCUGUAGUAGGGAGGCAUCUCUAUUUCACACAAGCCUACCUUACAUGUCUUUCGAGAACUUCUUUUUAUGAAUGCUUAUACAAGGAGAUGGCAAAUAUCGAUGGGAAAGGUGUGGUAGAGAUACUCUGCAUAAUGGAGGAGGAGGAGAGGGAUGAGAUGGUUUUGAUGCUGAGUAAAGGUUUUCUCUCUCAGCAGCUCCUGAAUGGAGACAUGUACUGCCUUUGGGAUUUGGUCUUCAUGUGGAGCAGACUGUACCUGCGAGUGAACCACUUAAAGCAGGGCUUUCUGGAUGAAUGCAAACAAAUGAUUCUGUCAGCCACCAACAUAAAAGCAAUUUUUCCAUUUAUAAAGGUGAUUUUAGAAGAGCUAGGACAAGAUGGCCUGGGUUUUUGUGUGGAGCUUUGUGCUCUAGCCCUGCAGACUGACCUAAAGAAUGAUCCAGUCACCAAAUCCAUCCUCUACAAAACAAUUGCAUAUCUUCUCCCUAAUGACCUCGAGAUCUGUAGGGCUUGUGCACUGCUGGUGUUUUUUCUGGAACAAACAGUUGAGUCAUACAAGACUGUAUUCCUCCUCUACAAACACCCUGAUCAAGAGUACCAUGCAGAUACCAGUCCUGUGGGGAACAAUGUACGUUUUGAAGUUCUCCAGAUCCUUAAGAAAGGGUUGUUCUUUGAUCCUGAGUUCUGGAGCCUUCUCAACAUUGAAACACACUGUCUGAAGUUAAUGACCGAUAAGGCCACUAAAGCAGCAUUGUGUGAAAUUAUGCAAAAGGACAAAUGGGCACAAAACUACUGUAUGAAAGGCCAUUGUCACUGUCACACUGAUGACACAAGGACUAUCAGCCAUGUGGAAAAGCAUACCAACAGAAAUGACCAGAAAGUGGAGUCCGUGAAAACUUUGGAUAAUACUGCGUUUGGCGAAACAUACUCCAAGACUCCAGGUAAGAAGCGAGGAAGGAAACCAGGGACAAAGCUUGUGAAGGAUCCAGAUGCCUCUUCAGUCCGACGUUCAUUUAGGCAAAUCGAUAUGGCAAAGGAUCAUGCCAGGCAACAUAAGAACAGGCAUCAGAGAUUCCUGGCCCGUCAGGCAAAGAACCCAAAUCUAAAACGCAGGGGUAGGAAACCCUGGUGGCUUUUGGAGGAGUUUGCUGCUCCGGCAGAAAACAGUGUGCCCCAACAAGGCACAAAACCAGGAAGGAAACCAAAGCAGUCAGAUGUUUUAAAAGAGAUUUCAGUUGAUGCACCAGUCAGUGAAAUCACAUUGACAUUAUCUUACCCUGAUAAUGAAGUUAUUCUCUCUUCUGAUAUUCAGACCACAUUGUUUGACACAGAAACCCCUCGUGUCACUGAACACAGUACUAACAAAACCAAGAGUGCAUCUCGGGAGAUUUUGAAACGUUCAUCUGUUAAUAGUAAUUCUGUUAUCGAGUUACGGUCAGUAGAAACUUUGCCAUGCAGCAAGAAAGACUUCAUAGUUACGGAGGAAGUUUUUUUUCAGGAGCAAGGCAGUUCUAUGGUUAGAAAAUUUCAUACAUAUUCAAAAGUAACUGAAUUCGAAGAAACAACAGUUGAUAGUUUACCCAGAGAUGAAGAGGUCAAGCCAGACUAUAUGGAAACAAAGAAAAAUGUAACCCUGCAGACUGUUGAGCAACCAAGUGAACCUAAUGAGAUACCUGAAGGUGCCACACAGAUUAGUGUAUACAGUAGUGUGGAGAUUGACGUUACAACACCAAUCCCAGCUAUAAAUUUAGAGACCUCCAUGCCUGUUUUAGCUUCCAUUAGGCCAACUAAAGAAUUCACUGUAGAGGCAAAAUCCAAUCCUGAUGUAUUAAGGCCCCAGAUUGCAGAAACCAAAUGUACAGACAUCACUGUUAGUCCUUCAGAAAUGAGUAAUGUUGGUCCACCAGAAGUGUCGACUUCCAUCUCUGCUGAAUCCAUUCGUAUAUCUGACAGUAUGCCAGAAAACAUGACAGGUUUUCAUAAGAAUGCCCCCGCAGUUCUUCCUGAAUUGACAAGGGUCCCUGAUGAUGUAGUGGCUGCUUCGAGUGAAACUGAUGUUUUCUCUGAAGUUGUGUCAAAAGAUACCAAAAUGUUUGAGGUGCCAGCGGGGCCACAAUUACCUGAUAUGUUGGAAAAUACAUGUACAGAUAGUCUAGUCCCUGACCUCAUUUCAACAAAUGUUGACAGUCAACGGGUCUUACUUAAAUGCAGCCUGUGCAACAAAGAAACCAAAUACCAAUACAUUCUGCGGCAUGCAAUGUGGCAUUAUCGCAUUGACAGAAAAUGUAUGUUCUGUCAUAAAUGCUACACACAUGGGCGCAGCCCAUCUGUCCACUUUAAACUGCACAUUCAGGAGCUGAAAGAAUCCAAUGUUCGGUUCAAAGAAAAUAUUCAAAUCCCUGAGGCACCCAAGCUAAGCGUGCUUAAACGUGUCAAUUGUUCUGUGCAGAAUAAGUUUAGACACAUUAAAAUGAGGUUAAACAGCAGUUUAAACAUUGCAGAUUUGCACAAGAAAGGCCAUAGUUCAGAGUCUAACGUGAGAUUGCGAACAAGGGUAGCUAAGAAUUCAGAACUCACAAGUGCAUUUGAGGAAAGAAAUGAUAAGGUCUGCAGGAAGAAAAGGCAUUUAAGGAAAGUUUUAGCAAGAUCUCAAUCCACAGAUGAGAACAAGAAGAUGAGACUAGCAAGGAAAAGGGCAAAGACUAUGCAAGCUCCAGAAGAAGACCAUUCUGAUACCAAGGGCAACUUGCAGGCUAAAUCAACAACUCGCAGAUUAAACGGAGUGAUCCGGAAAAGAAAAGUUAAAAGUGCACAGGAGGAAAAUAACAUGGACAAAAAGGCUCAGAAGUCAUUAACAGAGAAUAGCAGACAGGAGAAAACUGAGUUUGUUAAAAAAGCAAAAACAAAUGCAACUUCUGAUGAUGUAAAUGUGAGUGCUGAAUCCGUCAAUGUAGUGCUUGAUCGCAAAGACAUAAUUGGGUCAGAACUCCAAGGAAAUUAUGUAACAAUGCUAAACUCUGGACUGGCAAAGAUUACACACAGGUACCAAAAAGAGGAUGUAGUAGCUGUAAAACAGAAGUUGGUUCAGAUAGGUCCAAAAGAGAUUUCUGAGAAUCAAGAACACAAAGAGAAAACUUCCUCAGCUAAGGAAAUAAAUAAAACAAUAGGGCACAAAAAUGGGUCUCAAACAAAGCCUAAACUACAUUCCACAAUAUUCCAAGGAAAAAGAACUGGAGCAUCUACACAGGUCAAGUGCCCUGUGGAGAUUUGUACCUUUAGUGCAAAGUCAGUGCUUGUCCUUUCUCAUGUGCUAUUACACCACCACGGUGACAAGAAAGCACUUGUAUUCUUUUAUCAUUUUGGAAAGGAAAAAUGUCUUUUCUGUGGCAGAAAGGUAUGUAACCCCCAACAUUUUUUUGACCAUGUUAUAUGCCACAAAGGUGAGCUGAAGCAUCCGUGUUACCAUCAGGGUUGCAAGCAGAGGUUUCAAACACGUGUGGAGCUUGGUGAACACAUGUUAGGCCAUCAUCAACUCAGAGCAAUGUGCUGUUUUCCUGGCUGUUCUCUGCAUCUUGACAGUAUUUUACAUCUGUAUAAACAUGAAAAAACUCACUAUAAAUUUGAUGAAAAUUUGGAACAAACUUCACUCUCCAAGAAAGUGGAGCAAAUGGUGCACAAAGCUACGCCAAGUCAGAAGGAUGGUCUAGAAUCAGCAACACAUUCUUCGACAGGUCAUCUGGUUCGUGACUCGCCAAAGCACACGGAUCUGGCGAAUCGAGAUGAUGAUGAUAGUAAACCUUGGAUUUUAAAUAAGAGUUCUGUAAGCUACAGUAGCAAGAACCAUAGCCUUAUUAAUGGGCAAAGAGAGGGUGACAAAGACGCUUCGGCCAAAACUUUCAAUACAGCCGUUAAGGAGCAGGAACGACUAGUGUCAGUCAAACCAACUACUAAACGAUUCAUUCGGCCUCCUCCCUCAGCUUAUCUCGAUGAAUCUUACAUUAGCAUGCCAAAGCGCUGGAAAGAACCUCUCAUGGGCUCAAAACUACUGGGUGCUGUGUCUAGUGAAGUCUCAAAUGCUAACAGACAGCGUUGCCCUCGAUGCUUUCAAUCUUUCAACAGCGAGGAAGAGUUCCAAACACACAAGGACAAAUGUACAUCCCUUUUUGGCUUUGAUUCGGAUGAUGAAAGUGCCUCCUGAAAUUAAAGCAGGCAUUUCUAUGAGGAGACACUAAAAGAAGUUAAAUGCUGCUGUUGGCAAUCAGGAGUGUUCUUAAAUGUCUGUCAUAUGAAACCAUGGCAAACUACUUGGGAAAGAAAAUUCUAUCAGCUGUUGUUCUGUAUGACUGCUGGGCUACUUGAUUUCAGAGAGAAGGUUGUUGAAGAUCUGUUGUUUAAAAUCUGGCAUCUGGUUCCUUCAAAUCUUACAUGACCCUUGGGAGUGCAGGGUGUUUUAUUUGGACCUCUACAACGGUCAUGUUAUAUAUACACAACAGUAAUUUUGUCUUUCUAUAAAAUAUUUUAACUUUCACCAAUUGACAUUAUUUGGUUAUCUUAUUGUUCGAAAAGGCCAUGACAUAAGAGAAUUUGUUCUUUUGGUUUGGUUGUUUUCAUUUCUGACAUUGGAUCAGUUGCAUUACUAGUGUUACAUGGAAAUACUGGAUGGAAAUGCAUAGGCCAUUUCAAUCCUGGGGAGUGUUGCAAGCACACUUGGUAUAAUUUUUUUUUAAUACUUAAUCUUUAAACACAUUUGUAAAUUUGUUAUUAAUUUCAUUUAUUACAAUGGCAUGAAGUUCCUUGUGCAAGUGGGAUCACCUGGGAUCACUUGUACAGUGAUUCUUAAAAUGAAGGACUUUUAACACCAUUUGAAAAUGCCGGACAAAACACUGGCCUACAACCAGCCACUAGUACUGGUCUCUUUGCUUUCAAGAUUGCAGAUUCUCCUGUUCACAAAGGACUACGUGUCACACAGCCUGUAAUUUAAUGAACGUUGUCAUUACAUACUCUAAAUGACUUCAAACUAAAAAAAAAAUGAAAGUGGAGGAUUCAAUUGUCUCACAAAGAGGCAUGUUUAAAGCUGUUCUGUUCAUGAACAGUCUAAUCUCUUUCUUUCUUUGUAUCUUAUGUAAAAAGUAUAAUAAUAAAUGAUUGGAUUGGG